UGGCGCGUGAAAGCUGCGAGGGGGCGGAGUUGGAAGCGCGCACUGGGAGCGCACAGGACGAACUGCCCUCCGGAGCUUUGUUGAUAUUGGCAGUUCAGACCUUUCGCAGUAGGUUAUGGCAAAAGCUUUCAGAAAGACAAGAAGAAGAAGACGAGAGGACCACACGAAUCACUUGAAAGAAACUAUGCAUUAAUGUGCGUGGAGCGUUCAAGUGACAUGUUUUUUACGCAGUGAAUGUGCUGAGCUCCAAAUCAGGUUGAACCUGCCACAAUGUCUCAUGCACAAGUAGAGAUACCAGGACGCGGGUUCCCGGGGCUCUCCGCGGAUAUGACCGACGACUGUUUGUCCCGAGUCCCAUCCGUGCUGAGGACGCACGGGCUGGGCGCACGGAGGAACUCCUACGGCCUGCAGAAAAUUAGUAUGGACAUUGAUUCUCCCCUAUACAGCGGUGUACUUUCCAAAGCCUUAUCGUGGUCGGCAGAAAAUAUUCUCUCUCUGCCCGAGUCCAGAGCAGAGGAAGAAAAAACAGACGACACCCCGCCGUCCGCCUCUCCGGUUUCCAGCUCCAGCACGUGCCGCCAGGACCCCGACGCCGGGUCCGUCGGUGACAACUGGAAACCUGUUGCCAGAUCCACUCCUCAAGAUCCCAGCUCGGACUCUGAAAACGAACUUCAUAAUAAACAGCAAAAGAUUCUGUCUCGCAUCACGUUUGACACUCAGUGGGAGCAGGAAGAAAAGGAGGACGUGGAGACUAAAGCGGUGGCAACAUCUCCUGAUGGAAGAUAUCUCAAAUUCAACAUAGAGAUUGGAAGGGGGUCUUUCAAGACGGUCUAUAAAGGGCUGGACACAGAGACUACAGUGGAGGUGGCAUGGUGUGAGCUACAGGUAGGAUGCACACUGGGUCUGUUCACAGCAUAUUCCCAUCUAUACAACUUCACACAAACGAUGCAUUGGUUUCCAGGACUUUUAAAUCUACCUUUCCUAAAAUGA
Molecule: messenger RNA, 990 nt
Organism: Pundamilia nyererei
Lineage: Eukaryota; Metazoa; Chordata; Actinopteri; Cichliformes; Cichlidae
Product: serine/threonine-protein kinase WNK4-like
Exons: 2
Coding region: 271-990 (239 amino acids)
Source: RefSeq, a predicted model, not a curated record